CCAGCACGGCCUAAGAAAGACUUGACAGAGUCAAGAUAGAAAAUGACAGCAAACCCUCUAAGAACAGCUCUUGCUUUGCUCCUCUUUGCCCUCUCUGGGGUCCCGGCCAUGGCAGAAAUCUCUUGCAGAAGUGAAAAUGGUGAACCUGUGGACUGGGUUAUUUUUUAUAAGGUGCCCAAAGUGUUUCAGAAGAACAGGACAGGGCUGGAGUACCUGUACCUAGACUCCUUAACAAGAAAAUGGAUGAAGAGCAACCAUCUGAUCAACAACAACAAAAGUAUUUUGGGAAGGACCCUGGAGCCGCUAUAUGAAGCAUACAACUCCAAGAGCAAUAACACAGCCUAUCUAAUCUACAAUGACGGUGUCCCUAAGUCUAUGAAUUACAGCAGAAAGUAUGGACAUACCAAAGGUCUACUUGUAUGGAACAGAAUCCAGGGCAUCUGGCUGAUUCAUUCUGUUCCCAGGUUUCCUCCACUUCCGGAAGAUGGCUAUGAUUAUCCAUCCUCAGGGAGACUUUAUGGACAAAGUGGCAUCUGCAUAACUUUCGAAUACAGCCAGUAUAAAAAAAUAGAUUUUCAGCUCUUUGUCUCCCAACCAAACAUCUACAGCUGCUCCAUCCCAAACAUCUUCCAUCAAGAAAUCGUCCAUAUGACUCAUAUGUGUGCCAAGUCCGGCUCCUUAAACAUCCCUGGCCGGAGGCUCGCCACUCUGCAAUCAGCCCAGGGACUGGUGUUCUUCCAUUUUGCGAAAUCCUCUCUUUAUACUGAUGACAUCUUUACAGGCUGGAUGGCUCAAAGCUUGAAGACACCUUUACUAGCACAAACCUGGCAGCGGAGGAAUCAUGAGCUUCCUUCCAACUGUUCCCUUCGUUACCACGUCUACAAUAUCAACUACAUUAGACUAGAUCGCAAAUAUUCUUUCAGUUCUUACCAUGACCAUUCCAAAUGGUGCGUUUCCCGCAACUUCAACAAUCACUGGACCUGUAUUGGAGAUCUAAAUCGGGACCCACACCAAGCCUUUAGAGGUGGGGGAUUCAUCUGUACCAUGAGUUGGCACAUUUAUCAGUCAUUUUAUGGAGCGGUGAUUCAUUAUGAAAAAUGUGGCUAAGCUUGGGGAAAGGACAUGUGCAGUGCCCUCGAAAAUACUGGAAACGGAACUUCCUGCCUUGGAUCCAUUCUCCAUAUGUUAAAGGUUUCUGAGCGUGCACAGCAUAGCAUCCAACAAAACACGGUGGGUCCCCAUUUCCCAAUCUGUUUAAUCAGUAGAAAUUUGUCUCCUUUGUAUUUAGGAAUUAGAAACCCAAAUCAAGAUAUACAAAUAACAAUAAUGGAUGGAAUGAAUGAGAAUAUUCUUGCAGUUUGGUCAUCUUCAGUGGCCGAUCUUGUAGAUUAAAUUUGAUCUCUUCCACAAAG
Molecule: messenger RNA, 1412 nt
Organism: Microtus oregoni (creeping vole)
Lineage: Eukaryota; Metazoa; Chordata; Mammalia; Rodentia; Cricetidae
Gene: Dnase2b
Product: deoxyribonuclease 2 beta
Exons: 6
Coding region: 43-1107 (354 amino acids)
Biological process (GO): apoptotic DNA fragmentation
Molecular function (GO): deoxyribonuclease II activity
Source: RefSeq, a predicted model, not a curated record